Messenger RNA from Tigriopus californicus, 609 nucleotides. RefSeq lists its product as uncharacterized. NCBI's taxonomy places the organism in Eukaryota, Metazoa, Arthropoda, Copepoda, Harpacticoida, Harpacticidae. The coding region runs from base 1 to 609 and encodes 202 amino acids. The transcript has 2 exons. The record is from RefSeq and is a predicted model, not a curated record.
AUGGAGGAUAUGCUUCCUCCCGCCGCAGACAUGGAUUCGAAAAUGAUAUUCCCCAUGGAGGAGCUCACCACCGGCUUGUCGGCUCAAAUCAACAAAUUACAAUUGAUCCCUAUCCAAUCCGAUUCCUGGGUGGUAUUUUUACGGCAAAACUUCGACUUCUUUUUGCAUGAUAUAGGUGAACUUCUGAUCAGAUAUUUUGAGCAGAACACGCCUUGUUUGGGACGAAAUGAGCCGGGUUCAUUUCCAAUCUUUUCUACCGAUUGCUUACUCUUCUCCUCUGCUCCCACCAAGUCUGGAUUUUCCAUGUGUUCACGGUGUCAGAGCUUAGGGGCAGAUGUUGCCCAGAGUUCGGCGGAUUUAUGUAAAGUCGAGCUUGAAGAAGACUUUGAUUGUCUUUUAAACGAUUUUCCAUCCGACUUGGAUGAAGUCAAACCUCAAGAACUAGAGACCACGGGAACCGAUAGAGAUGAUUAUUCGGACGAAGAGGAUGAUCGACCGCUAAAAAGCCCGAAACUUGGGAAGGAAUCGGGCAAGUCCGGGAGUGAGAACUCAACCAAGGGGAGUAAAUGCUCAAAAAUCUAUAAAUGCCAUGCGUGUGAUAAGAUCUAA